Molecule: messenger RNA, 330 nt
Organism: Drosophila arizonae
Lineage: Eukaryota; Metazoa; Arthropoda; Insecta; Diptera; Drosophilidae
Product: male accessory gland serine protease inhibitor-like
Biological process (GO): negative regulation of peptidase activity
Molecular function (GO): serine-type endopeptidase inhibitor activity
Source: RefSeq, a predicted model, not a curated record
CAGUUGCAAUCGAUUUAGUGAUCGAAUCUAAGUUGAAAACUUAUACUCAAUUCAAGAUGAAAUAUUUCGCUGUGCUGCUGCUGCUGUGCGCCCUCUUGGGCUCUGCAUUGGCUGGCCUCAAGAAUCCUGUCUGUGGUGAGGAGUUUGGCAAGAUCGGCACCUGUCGUGCCCUGCAGCCGAUGUGGACUUACCGCCGGGACACCAAUGAGUGCAUCAACUUCAAUUAUAGCGGCUGCCAAGGCAACAACAAUCUCUUCGAGUCGAAGAGCCUCUGCGAGAAGACCUGCAAAGUUUGAGUGAAAUAAUUUUACAAGCUGCUUAAAUAAAUGU